AUGCCUCAGUUCACUUUCGCCUGUUUCUGUGGUCUUCACGGCUUCUGCAAGAUGAAGAGGAAGAAGGAAGACGUUCACAGAGAGAGGGAGACAGUGGUGUGA
This is a messenger RNA of Apodemus sylvaticus (European woodmouse), 102 nucleotides long. It is a transcript of the gene Blacat1, whose product is annotated as BLACAT1 overlapping LEMD1 locus. The transcript has a single exon. The record is from RefSeq and is a predicted model, not a curated record. Bases 1 to 102 code for a protein of 33 amino acids. Lineage: Eukaryota; Metazoa; Chordata; Mammalia; Rodentia; Muridae.